AUGGCCUCACCUGUGAAGCUGCCUGGCGCAGGAUUCAAGUUCCCUAGUGUCCCUUGCUCAUGGAACAAGCGCGACUCCCUCCUUUUUUCCACGAGCAUCGGAUGCAAAGCCUACGAGUCACAGUUUCUAAAUGAGCUCCACCCAGACUUCCAGUCGUUCCCUACAUACCCAGUGAUCCUGCAAUUCAAAGGCUCCUACCAAAGCAUUAUCGACUAUUAUACCACAACACGCACCCCUGCCAUCCCAGGUGUCCCCCCCGUUGACCAAACCCGCGUCCUUGAUGGCCAGCGCCACAUCCAAAUAUUCCAACCACUCCCCGCCUCUUCCACCGACCACGCAUUUGAGCUGCAGAUUACCUGUCUCGGCGUCGCAGACAAGGGACCCGCAGGAAUGAUUACUGAGACCGAAGCAGUGCUCGUGGAUACCCUCACUGGCACAAAGUACUGCCGCAUUCUACGACAAAGCUUUGCUGUUGGGCAAGGCGGCUGGGGCGGCCCGAAAAAAGAGAAGGAGACGGUAUAUGUGCCACCGAAGCGGCAGUCAGACGCGGUAUAUACGCAAGUUACAACCAAAGAGACGGCGCAUUUAUAUCGACUGAAUGGGGAUUAUAAUCCUUUACACUGUGAUGGUGUGGUGGCGAAGAAAGCGGGAUUUAAGGGGAUUAUUUUGCAUGGGCUUUGUACGUGGAACAUGAGCGCACACGCGGUGGUGAGUACAUUUGCAGGAGGAGAUGGGAGAAGAUUGAGGGAGUUUCAGGCUAGGUUUAAGAAGGUUGUGUAUCCGGGAGACACGCUGUUAGUAGAGAUGUGGAAAAUGGGGAGAGAGAAUGGGUUGCAGGAGGUGUUGUUUAGGACGAGCGUAGAAGGACAGGAGGUGUUGAAUAACGGGAGGGCGCUUUUGUCUAUCGAGAGUGCGGCAACAAAGCUGUGA
Messenger RNA from Pseudogymnoascus verrucosus, 930 nucleotides. RefSeq lists its product as uncharacterized. NCBI's taxonomy places the organism in Eukaryota, Fungi, Ascomycota, Leotiomycetes, Thelebolales, Thelebolaceae. The transcript has 2 exons. The record is from RefSeq and is a predicted model, not a curated record. Gene Ontology annotation, cellular component: peroxisome. Bases 1 to 930 code for a protein of 309 amino acids.